Onychostoma macrolepis is the source of this 1695-nucleotide messenger RNA. RefSeq names its product asialoglycoprotein receptor 1-like. Gene Ontology annotation, molecular function: signaling receptor activity. Lineage: Eukaryota; Metazoa; Chordata; Actinopteri; Cypriniformes; Cyprinidae. The record is from RefSeq and is a predicted model, not a curated record. The coding region runs from base 116 to 1210 and encodes 364 amino acids. The transcript has 10 exons.
CAGAAUGUGAAAGUGAAUGUAUUUACAGAACACAACAACUAUAUAAAGGAGGUGUGUAGUCAAUUUUUAAAUACAAGCGACAGCUAAUUUUGCUCCCUUUUUACUGCCUCAGAUAAUGGAAAUGAAUUGCACUGAAGAAUACAGUAAAAUGGAGAUGGAAUGGGAACCAAAGAAAUCAUUUCAAAGAGGUCGUCCCUGCAGCAGAAAAACUGGCAUUCUUGUGCUUCUAGAAACAGCCUGCAUGAUUAUUUUCAUGGUUAUGACUUUUGUCAUCUAUUCACAUCAAGAACGAAAGUUCUCAAUGCUGGAGAGCUGGAUGAACAGCCAUACUUCUGAUCUAACCUCACUCAAAUCUGAUUUUCAGUUCACAGAAAAGAAGGUUGCUGAGCUGCAGAACUUAAUGUCCAACUUGAGUUCAUAUUUGAACACGUCUGGAGCAAGUAACCCAAUGACCAGGGAAAUGCAAGAAAAGAGGUUGUCUAAUCUUGAGACCCUGAUGAACUCCUCACUGAGUUCACUCGCAUCCAAACAAGAAGAAAACCUACAAAAGCUGGAGCACCAGCAGGAUGUGUCACACACGGAAGUCAAGAGUUUGAUGGGCAGUUUGAGUUCUACAGUAUCGGGUCUUAGGGAUAAACUGGCAGAGGACAGUUCAAGGUCAUCUAUUUUGUCUAUUCCACGCUCACAACGGAUCUUGGUGGAUAUGUCAAGAUCACUGACGGAACUGAAGCAUUUAAUGUGGGAAGUGAAAUCAUCAAUUCAGUCUCUUACUUCCAAACUAUCAUUUACCAACUUACUUUCACCAGGCUGUACUGAAUCUGGUUGGAUCCUGUUCAGCAACAGCUGUUACCUGUUCUCUAGUGAUACAAUGAAUUGGACCAAAGCAAAGGAUUACUGCGAAGAGAAGGGUGCAUUACUCCUAAAAAUAGAAGAUGCAUCUGAGAGGGAGUGGCAAUUUGUCACCAAUACAGCCAAACCGCAAGAACACUGGAUUGGCCUCACGGACCAGAACACAGGGCAGUGGAGAUGGGCGGAUGACACUCCUUACACCAUGAAUAAAGCACAAUGGAGCACUGGGCAGCCGGAUGACUGGAGAGAACAUGGUCUGGGAGAGGAAGGAGAGGACUGUGGGCACAUUACAAUAUAUGGGCUGUUAAAUGACGCCCACUGCUCUUCCAAAAUGAAGUACAUAUGUGAAAUGAAAAAAUAGGACUGAAAAUAUGUGCCAUCAAGUGUGGUCAGCACUGAAUGAAUGAAAUUCUAAAAUCUAAGUAAGUUUUGGAAUAGGAGUUUAUUACAUUUUUUGUGUGUGGUGGGGGAGAAUUAUGUCGAAAUUGUGUAAUCUUUGGGUGCAAUUAUUAUUAUUUUUUAAAUCAGACUUUAAGAGUUUUUAAGAAAUUAAUACAGCAUGCCGUUACAGAACAAACCCAUACAAUCACAAACCCAUACAAUCUUUUACUUAAUUAAUCAGGCUGUGGCUCAUUGUACUGCAAACCGGGAACUGCACGCUUAAAUACUCAAGACUGUUUUGUUCAAUAUUUGUUUACAUAUUAUUAUAAUUGGUUUAUACUCUCAUAUAUUAAUACAUGCAAAGCAAAGCUGUUGAUAUUGGAUUGUGCUGAUACAAUAAUGUGUUUUUGAAGAAAAGCAAUAAAAAUGAUUAAGUGCCGAUACUAAUAAAAUCUAUAAAUUGAA